AUGCCUGCUGAAUGUGUAAAGGUUAUUGUGAGAAUGCGUCCAUUUAAUCAAAGGGAGAAGGAAAACGGAAGUAAGCCCUGUGUAAUAGUGAAUGAAGAUGCAAAUAGUGUUGAAUUGCGAAAUAGUCAAGAUAAUGAGGUGAAGAAUUUUACUUACGAUUAUGUGUUCGGAGCUGAGACUCCAUAAUUAUAGAUUUAUUAGAAGACAGCUUUUAAUUUGGUUGAAUCUGUAGCUGAUGGCUAUAAUGGAACAAUAUUUGCAUAUGGUUAAACAGGUUGUGGCAAGACUUUUACAAUGAUAGGAGAUCCUUCGAAUGAAAUCAUGAAAGGCAUAAUUCCAAGGACCUUUGAUUAAAUAAUAAGCCUAAUAAACAAUAAUUCAGAUUCAAAUAAAAAGUUCCUCCUCAGGUGUUCAUACAUCGAAAUCUACAAUGAAGAAAUUCAUGAUUUGUUGAGCAAAGAUGUAAAAUAGAAAUAUGAAUUGAAAGAAGGAUAGCAGGGGGUAUUUAUUAAGGAUCUCAAUAUUGCUGUGGUAAGAACGACUCAAGAGAUGGAUAGAUAUAUGUAAUUAGGAACUCAAAACAGAUCUGUUGGCGCUACUGCUAUGAACAAAGAAUCUAGUAGAAGUCAUUGCAUUUUCACAGUUUAUAUUGAAUGUUCACUUACUGAUGCCAAAGGAAAUGAGAGAAUUACAGCGGGAAAAUUGAAUUUGGUUGAUUUGGCAGGAAGUGAGAGGUAAUCUAAAACAUAAGCAACUGGGGAUCGAUUAAAGGAGGCUACAAAAAUUAAUUUAUCUUUAUCUGCAUUAGGAAAUGUAAUUUCGGCACUAGUCGAUGGAAAGACUUAACAUAUUCCUUAUAGAGAUUCAAAGUUGACAAGGUUAUUGCAAGAUUCCUUAGGAGGAAAUACUAAGACAAUAAUGAUAACUGCAAUCAGUCCAUCUGACUUUAAUUAUGAUGAAACAAUGUCCAGUUUGAGGUAUGCAUCCAGAGCAAAGAUGAUCAAGAACUAACCAAAAGUAAAUGAAGAUCCAAAAGAUGCCUUAUUAAAAGAGUAGGCUGAAGAAAUUAAAAAGCUUAAAGAAUUAUUAUCAAAAUAGGCAGCUGGAUAACCUAUAAAUUUAGAAGCCUUCCAAUCAUUUAGUAAGCCAGGAAACAAUAACAAUGCAGAGAUUUCUAGAUUAAAGGAAGAGAAUGAUAGACUAAUGAAGGAGAAGUAAGGACUCCCACAGUCAGUAAAUUCAGAGGAAAAAUUAAAGGAGUUGCAUGAAUUUAAAGAAAAAAAAUAAUCUACUUUAAUAAGAGAAGGAUAAGUUUGA
This is a messenger RNA of Paramecium tetraurelia, 1317 nucleotides long. RefSeq lists its product as uncharacterized. Gene Ontology annotation, molecular function: microtubule motor activity; microtubule binding; ATP binding. The transcript has 4 exons. Lineage: Eukaryota; Ciliophora; Oligohymenophorea; Peniculida; Parameciidae. The record is from RefSeq and is a predicted model, not a curated record. Gene Ontology annotation, biological process: microtubule-based movement.